AGGACGGAGGUUUUUCACCGUUUCCGGCUUCUGCAGGUCCUUGCCUGGCCCCGAGGCCGUCCAAAAACGACUCAGGAUGAAAAGCCGGUCCCUGGGAAAGGGCCUCGGGGUUUCCGGGGGCGCCGUACUCACGAAAAUCAGGACGUCACAUGUUUGGGCUCUCGUCCCAGAUCCGUUUUUGAUAGUCCCGUGGCCCGAUAGCGGGCCCCGGAAGCCGAGAUCUGGGAAGGACGCCCGGGUUGAACAGGUCAUAUCGCCGGAGAUUUGGGCGUGCCUCCCUGGCCAAGCCGGGAAGGCGCAUGCACCGCCCCUUGCCUCAUAACGGGCCUGGCCGGGGGCAGUGGACAUGUGUAGAUCCCGUCGCCCUGCAGCUCCCGCCGCGACGGCGGCGACGGUGCAGGCCGCGCGCCCUCGUUCACGCAGGGCCAGAGGUCCAGCCGAAGACGUACCGUGGUCUGCCUGGCGGGUUCGGCGGUUUUCGGCGGCAUCCACGCCGCGGCGGCGCGCUCGACCGAGGAUGCUUGGAAUUUCUUCGCAUGCUACCUGCUGGAGCUAAGCCUCAGCGCGGACAACGCCUUUGGAUUUUAUUUGGUCUUCGAGUACUUCAAGACACCGAAGGCGAGCAUCCACAGAUGCCUGUUCUGGGGUUGGUUUACUGCCAUGGCCUUGCGCUGCCUGUUGUUGUUCGUGUUUGGCCAGAGCCUGUGCAGAUACAAGUGGCUGGUGCUGGCUCUCGUGCCGAUCAUGAUGUAUCAGGGGUACCGCACCAUGCGGGAGCCGUCGGAUGCAGAGCUGGGCACGGGCAACGUCGGAAUUGUUCAUUUGGCACAGCGAUGCAUGCCAGUGGCUGACUCCUACCAUGGGGAUCGCUUCUUGGUGGAGCAGGACACCACGGGGCGGUGUCUCACUUUGACGCCCCUGGCGUUGACGCUGGUAGCCGUGGAAGUGGUGGACGUGAUUUUUGCGGUGGAUUCUAUGCCCGCCCAAUUCGACAUAACGAGCGACAAGUUCGUUAUCAUUUCGGCUGUGAGCUUCGCUCUGAUGUGCUUGCGGUCCCUGUUUGUGGUGCUCGUGCAGCUCGUGGACGAGAUGCCCAGUUUGCGGUUCUACAUGGGCACGGUUCUUCUGCUGGUGGGCUUUCGGCUCACCCUCGAAGUACUCGACAUGAGCAUUCCCCCCCUGGUCUCGUUGUGCGCCUUGGUGGGCACCAUCCAGAAGACCGCCUCGUCGAUGACCGGCGGCCCCUCGUCGGACGAGGACUGGGGGGGCCAGCGCGGCUGCCCGGCUCAGGAGGACAGCGGCAGCGACGGCGACGAGGUUGCGCCGUGAGGGCUCCCGUUGCCGGCCUCUCCUCGGCCUGCGCAGGGGCGCGCCGUCGAGGGCAGCGCCGCGCGGCACGGCGACGGGCUCGCUGUGAGGGCUCUGGAUGCUCAAGUCGCCGAGGCUCGAGCCCGAGAGGUCCCGGGACACGUUCGGCGGCGAGCGAGCGAGGAGGGGAACUUCGAGGUUCGAACUUCGAGAAAGCCUUCCUGGAGGCUCGCCGUCGACGAGAAGACAACGCCUUGCGAUCCACUGCGCGGCCGCGGGGCAUCUCCUGUGUGGCUGUGCCGGGCGGUCUGCGUUGCCUCGCGCCGUGAGCCUGGAGGAGGCCGCUGCGAUGAUGGGCGGCGUGCGGCCCUCUGCCUCCUCUGCUGCCCUGUGCUGCUUCCCUGCAAGCGCCAUGGCGCCAACAUCGCAGAGCGGAUUUCGCUCGGACAGCAAUGGUGUGGGCCCGGAUUGUCCCGGAGAGUGUCGUCCCG
Prorocentrum cordatum is the source of this 1799-nucleotide messenger RNA. Lineage: Eukaryota; Dinophyceae; Prorocentrales; Prorocentraceae. The record is from the annotation of a GenBank genome assembly.